CGAAAACGGACGACCAAAUUCAUCUUCAGCCUUCAGCAGACACAGAAGAUUUCAAGUUUCAGUUCUCGCUCUCUGAUCACAAAAUGGGCAACAACAAGCCCAGACGCUUUAAAACCCACCACUCUCACCGCGGCCAAUCCAGCAGAACCCAUCAAUUUCAAAGAGAAGACGAGUCUCUGCCACCUGAUCAAGAGCCUGAAGACGGGCCAAAAGUUCCGAAAAUUCAGCUGGCCAUGUGGGAUUUUGGGCAAUGCGAUGCAAAGAGAUGCACCGGAAGAAAACUUUCAAGAUUUGGCAUGUUGAAAGAGCUACGGGUGAGUAGUGGGUUUGGAGGCAUUGCAUUAAGUCCUGUUGGGAGUCACUGCAUCUCGAAAGAAGAUUACAGCUUGAUAAAGAGAAAAGGCUUAGCUGUUGUUGAUUGCUCUUGGGCACGCUUGGGGGAUGUACCAUUCGCGAAGCUGCGUUGUGCUGCUCCUCGCCUGCUACCAUGGCUGGUAGCAGCAAAUCCUGUAAAUUAUGGUCGGCCUUGUCAGCUAUCUUGUGUGGAGGCAUUAGCUGCUGCUUUAAUAAUAUGUGGGGAACAGGAAACAGCGGAUUUGUUACUAGGCAAGUUCAAAUGGGGUCAUUCAUUCCUGUCUCUCAACAGGGAACUGCUGAAGGCAUACUCCGAAUGUGAAAAUAGUGCUGCUAUAAUUUCGGUCCAAAAUGCUUGGCUUUCCCAGCAAAGUCAGGUUCCAAAGGUUUCUCCAGAAGAAGUAGAAGAGGCAGACACAAAUAAAGAUGAAGCCUCUUCUAAUGACUCUGAAGAUGGGCUUCCUCCACUCGAAAAGAACAUGAAUCAUUUGAACUUUCAGGAAAGUGAUGAUGACUCUGAAGGUGGGCUUCCUCCACUUGAAAAGAACAUGAAUCAUUUGAAUAUUCAGGAAAGUGAAGAAGAAAGUGAGUAAAGAAGUAUGCACACAAAAUGACAUAGGAAGAUUAUGAGCUUGUAAAUCCCGGGGCUAGGUAAUGCACGAGGAAUACAGGUUUCUUGAUGACAUGUAUGGACGUAUUUAUAUGGUUUGCAGCUUUCUUUCUUAACUCGUAUUUAUAUCUAUAAAUGGUAAGUCUUUUUUUUUUUUU
Mangifera indica (mango) is the source of this 1122-nucleotide messenger RNA. Its product is annotated as 18S rRNA aminocarboxypropyltransferase. Bases 84 to 947 code for a protein of 287 amino acids. Lineage: Eukaryota; Viridiplantae; Streptophyta; Magnoliopsida; Sapindales; Anacardiaceae. The transcript is spliced from 10 exons. The record is from RefSeq and is a predicted model, not a curated record. Gene Ontology annotation, biological process: maturation of SSU-rRNA. Gene Ontology annotation, molecular function: rRNA small subunit aminocarboxypropyltransferase activity.